AUGACAAGAAAGGGGAAGCCGAAGAAGGCAAAGGCGGGUGAUGCAUCCCUGCGUAUUGCAUUGAACUAUGAAACGGUUCUUCCUCUUGUUUUUGUGGAGAGUAUGGAUGAAGUGCGAGCCAAGUAUAAACCCUACAAAAUCAUUGAGGAAGAACUCUCGGACGGUUGUGCGGAUGACAAGCUUGCCGUUCCCACAAGGCGAUCAGCUUCACCCCAACAAGCUAGAAAAGGAGCUAGGCCUUCUCCUACUACAAUGGAGGUCGUUGCCAAAACUUCUGCUUUGCCUUCUGCUCGUGCCGGCUGGGGGGCGCAGGCGCUGCGCGAGAGCACUCCAUAUGCAAUGCUGCGGCGUUGCGAUUUUUUUGAUCGCUGCAGCUAUAUUAUGGAUCACGAGGACUACGUGUGGUGUAAUGAAGGCAAUGUUCUUAGUUCUUCCUUUACGGAGGCAAUUACAAAACUGGAAAAAAUCUAUGCCAUGCAACUUGGACUGGCAUCUAGGCGGGAUGAGGCUCUGACCAACUUGGAUACAUCUGUCAAUGGUUCCUGUAACAGUAAUAAUCAUACCGCUCCUAAGAAAUCGGGUAAAAAUACAGUGGAGGUAUGUGGUGUGUGUUCGCGGUCAGAGCUGCUUGAGGAGAGUGGGCGUUUCCUUCGAUGCGGACGAUGUGGGUGCAAGGCGCACGUGAAGUGUUGGAUUUUGGAAACUUUGCCGCCUAAUGCAGACAAUUGGUUUUGCCCAUGUUGUGUGUUAGCGCGACGUGAGAAGGGUGGUGCUCGUUGCUAUUCAUGUGGAAGGAAAGGGGGUGUGAUGCUGCCCUUUGUUUUGGGCCAUGGGUGGAAACGCGAAGGUGCUGUUGCGACUUCCCUUUUCUGCCACAUUGUGUGUGCCCUCACCUUUGGAGAGCUGGCCAUCGACGUGAAGCAGCGAGUGGUGCACCCCGCAAAGCGUGCAAGGAAGUCCGAUCGAUUGGCCUACUGCGUCUUCUGCCACGGGGAUAGUACGGGGGCGCGUGAGCGGUGUCAUCAUCCUCGCUGCUUUGAGUCCAUGCACCCCUCGUGUGCACAGCAGGCCGGUACCUUGGAGUGCUACCGGGCUCCGCAUGACGCAGCUGCCUCGGGUCCAUGGGCGGGAUGCCACCUGUACUGCCGUGCGCACUUUGGCGUGGUGGUGGACGCGGAGUUGGGGCUGGCGCGCGUUGGGGAGCUUGCGGAGGCGGAGGCUCUCCGCCGCGUAACUUUGGAGGACAUUAGCGGGUCCACACGACCCCCACGAAGAGGACGACCUCCGAAUGCGAAGUUUACGGCAGCUAAUUUGGAGGCCGUCAAAAAGUAUUGGGUUGAGAAGCGUCUGCGACGGCACCAUGAGGGUCUGAAGAAGGCGAAAAGCAUUCGAGAAGGCAAAAGCGAUAUUGUCUCCGUCGCUCUCCGGCCCGAAGUCAUGAAGAUCACUCCAACCGAGGUGCGACUCGCACGUUUUGUCUGCCUUAUUCCGGAACUACAGUAUUACGUCAAUGCAACCGUUGAAGGGGUAUUGCCUAUCCCGGACGAGGAGUACGAUGACGUGGAGGAGUAUAGGAAAAAUCACUCCCGCACUCGCUACGCAAAUAACUCAUCAAGGCUAUAUGAAAAGCUGCAGUCUGUUGCCUCUCACAUGAAAGUUUUUUGCGAGCUUGCCGAUUUGCUGCACCAGCGGGCUGUGCUUCGGCGGGAGUUGGUGGAGAGCGACCUACAGCUUCUUGAGGCGCGCUGUCCCUGGAUGGCUGAAGUCACGUAA
Molecule: messenger RNA, 1773 nt
Organism: Trypanosoma conorhini
Lineage: Eukaryota; Euglenozoa; Kinetoplastea; Trypanosomatida; Trypanosomatidae
Exons: 1
Coding region: 1-1773 (590 amino acids)
Biological process (GO): regulation of transcription by RNA polymerase II
Source: RefSeq, a predicted model, not a curated record